CUGGAGUUACUGGACGACGGACGAGGUGCAUGAUUGUUUUGAUAUGUUGCCCCACAAAUAGAGGGGUAGAGAGUAAUGGCCGCAGCUGAAUCGUGCAUAUUGUGGCGCUGUAAAUUCCUACUUUCACCUGGAGUAUAAGAGCGUAUCUUGCGACAGGACGCCCACGUAUGAGUAGGAUCAUUGUCUGUCUUCUAUCCUCCCACCCUGUUUUCCCUCUGUCGGACACAAGCCUCCAAUAUGGUUCAGUAUGUUGAGAGUAUACCCUAUUUUCCAGACCGUGCGGAAUACGAAGCCCGAGCACGAUCUGUUCCGCAACAUGAAAUCGACGCAGCUGUACUACCAGAGGGGUUCCCAACUCACAUAUCCUCAAAAAUGGCUUGGGACAGGGAGAGUAUUUCGUCCUACGAGGACGAGUAUAUAUUAAAUUUGAAUGAUUCCCAGCUGAAGGAAAUCGAGGAUGCCCUGCGGCAAUUUAAAGCUCUUGGGAAGCCACUGGAGCUUCUUAGCCCUGCCACCUUCCCCCUGCCAUCGCUACAUUCCAUCCUGCGCGGUAUAUCGGAUAAUAUCCACACAGGCACUGGAUUCUCCCUGGUUAGGGGCAUUCCCGUUGAUCGCUAUUCAGCGGAGGAGAAUAUGAUAAUAUAUGCUGGCGUGUCUUCUCAUAUCGGCCGCAUCCGUGGCUGUCAGGGCCGCAAGUAUGAUGGGCGUCCUGCAAACCUUGUUGUUAUGCAUAUCACCGAUAUGAGGCCUCCUUCUGACCCAACUCUCCCCGUCAGACUUGCAGGCUAUACUAAUGAAGACAUUCCAUUCCACUCAGAUAUUGGAGAUAUAGUAUCUCUUUUCGCAUUAGGUGAAUCAGCCGAAGGGGGUGAUAGCCAAUUAGCAAGCCUUUCGAGGGUCUAUAACGAGCUUGCAAGAACUAGGCCUGAUAUCAUUCAGGUUUUGGCCAGUGACUGGCCAAUCAUGAGUUCCAAAGAGGAGGGUGUCCUUGUCCCCCGGCCUCUGUUGUUCCAUCAAAAGCCAUCGGAAACAACACCCGAGAGACUGUUGAUCAAUUUUUCAAGAAGAUGGCUGACGGGUUUUGGCGACCUCAAGCGAACGAGACUGCUCUCUGUGAGACAGGCCGAGGCGCUUGAUGCCCUUCACUUCUUAGCAGAAAGGUUUCACUUAUCCAUGAAGCUGCAGAAGGGAGACAUGCAGUUCUUCAAUAAUUGGAGCAUCCUACAUGCUAGAAGAGGCUAUAAAGAUGGACCUCAGCAGAAACGACAUUUCUUACGACUAUGGCUGAAGGAUCCUGAGAACGCGUGGCCGACCCCGGAACAGCUUCAGUGGAAAUGGGAUGACAUUUAUAGCCAAGGAAGUUCGCCAGGACCGCAGGUGUUUCCGCUAUAUCCCCACACGACUUAGAAUGGAAACACUGUCGCGUAGCAUGAUCACAUUGACUACAUGUUUAGCCCUCGUUUGCCUUGGUUUACUGCAAAUAUCAGUUUUGAGCGUUUGGUGUUAGCCAUCUUUGCGAAAAUGUCUGCUCCGUUGAGCUCGUCCCAUCCCGGGUGCCCUCGUGUCUGGUAUGCUGCUCCGUGUCUUGCGUUGAAGAUUCGGUCCUACAUUGCAAGACUCUAUCGAGAAAUCUAUUCUUGAAGCCGAGGCCAGUCUUAAUGAGGCCAUUAAUUCCCUCUAGGCGGCCAAAAACAGCCUUCAGUUGAUCGGUCCUCUCUCGGGAAUGCCAGGUACUAUGGGUAUAGAUAGGUUAUAUUGACUGCGGGAGCAAUUAUGUAGCAUCUACUCUUCGAUUAUGGCCUGAGGAUCAGUUGUUACUCGGAAUAUGCCACCCGAUGCUUAACUGCACUUCGAAUGUUAACCGAGUACGUCAUUCUUCGAAUAAAUAGAAUCUAACAGGCAUCCUUGCAAA
Molecule: messenger RNA, 1912 nt
Organism: Aspergillus pseudotamarii
Lineage: Eukaryota; Fungi; Ascomycota; Eurotiomycetes; Eurotiales; Aspergillaceae
Product: TauD/TfdA family dioxygenase
Exons: 4
Coding region: 238-1407 (389 amino acids)
Molecular function (GO): oxidoreductase activity
Source: RefSeq, a predicted model, not a curated record